AUGCGAGCGGCGUCGAGUGCCGAGCGCGACGCCAAAGAAGCCGCGUUUUGCACGGCCCCCGGAAGCGCAUGGCGCGCCGUCGAGCCCGCGCAUCUGGGCAUCGGCCCGCUGCGCCCCAAGCUCAGCACCAUGCUGAUGGACCACAUCCUGUCGCAGCUGCCGGCCAUCUUGGCGGACGUCGAUGCUCUCUUGGCCGAGUGCCGCCUGGGUCUGGCACGGCUGGGCUCGCCGCGGGCGACGGCGGGCGAGCAGCGCCAAUACCUGUCGCGCAUCAGCAGCCAGUUCUCGACACUGGUCACGGCGGCUGUCAACGGCAGCUACACCGACGCGGCCGUUUUUUUUGGAAACGUGCUGCAGCGGGCGGAGGAGAGGAAACAUACUGCUGACGUCGAAGGAGACGAAGACGAUGCCGCAGAAAAUCCAAAUACGUAG
Messenger RNA from Sporothrix schenckii 1099-18, 432 nucleotides. RefSeq lists its product as uncharacterized. Bases 1 to 432 code for a protein of 143 amino acids. The transcript has a single exon. The record is from RefSeq and is a predicted model, not a curated record. NCBI's taxonomy places the organism in Eukaryota, Fungi, Ascomycota, Sordariomycetes, Ophiostomatales, Ophiostomataceae.